CGAUGAAAAUUUUACUAAAAUUUUAUAUAAAAGUUGUAUAUUAGACUAAAAAUAUGGUAAAUAUAACCUAUGGAAAAGAUAUAAAAAUUAAAAAUUUCAACAAAAUAUCCAGGAUAUGGCGGAGAUUUUAGUCCUCCACCCCGAACCCCAUUCCUUGCAGAUUAGACUCGGAGAUAUGCCAUCAAACUGAAAGGAAAGGAUAAGGAGGAGCUGUGUUUCUGGCUCCUCGCAGACAAUCAGUUCAUAAUGAAAUAUUCCCAAAUCUUUAAUUUCAUUCUGCAGUAGCAGAUUGCCUCUCUAGAUCUUUCUCUCAGCGGCCGAAACUCAAAAACCUCAAUCCCAGUCACCAAAUCCAAAAAGGAGAAUGGGGUCCAAGACGGAACGACGGAAUUGCAGUCGGUGGUUCAGAGGAGGCGGCGGCGGGGGGGGCCUUCUAUCAUAGAUCAUUUCGAUCUCAAUGAAUAUGGAUAUGGAGGGACCUAAUACCCUAGGCUUCUUCGGCUACACCCUCCUCAGCCUACCUAUUACCUGCGGGAGCGUCAAAAGCAACAUCUCCUACCCCUUUUGGGGGUCCAACCGACCCGAAUACUGUGGUAAAUCUGGGUUUGAGGUCACAUGCAACAACACUGUCCCGAUGAUCACCAUGAAGAAAAUCAAUUUCAGAAUUCUUGACAUGAGCAAUAGCACUACUACACCAACUCCGACUGUGACAGUUGCAAGGGAGGAUUACUGGAAUACUCUCUGUCCUCCGAGUUAUAUUGACACAGACCUCAAUUUCUCUCUAUUUGAGUAUGCAUCUGGCCCUCAAAACGUGUCUUUUUACUACGGAUGCAAUGCAGCUGGGAGUUCAGAGUUGUCACUUUUUACUAGUAUCACGCAUGAAUGCAGUAGUACAGUGACCGUUUCCUUUCUCACAGAGAAUCAAAUUGCUAAGCUUCCUAAUCCAACUCUCUUGGCCUCCUGUGCACCUGUGGUUGUGGUUCCAGUGUCUGCGGCAGCUGCUGAAGCACUUGACAAAAAUGAAACAUCAACUAUCCAGAGUGCGGUAGAUGGUGGUUUUGAAUUGAAUGUGCAGGAUGAUGAUACUGUUCUUUGCAACGACUGUGUGGGCUCAGGAGGAUUUUGUGGGCAAGACACUACUAAUGCUGAGUUCAUUUGCUAUUGCCAAAAUAGCACUUCAGCAAGCACAUGUGUUUCAACUUCAGCACCUCCAAAUUCAGCCACCAAUUCAUCAACAGGAAAGUCUACAAGUAUAAAAAUAGGUUUUGCUGUUGGAGGUGCAAUCCUUUUUGGUAUUUUCGUGGGAUUCUAUGUAUAUUAUUGCCUCCAGCGAAAGAAGAAACGUGCAGCAGAAGCUCAAAGCAAAGAGAUUCCCACGCCACUUACAAGCAAAAGCACCGCUCCUCCCUCGACUAGUCUCUCACAAUUUGAGAGCAUCCCUUCUUAUCCUUCCUUCACCUCAAAAUCAAGGUCCGACCUUGGGAAAGCCAGCACUUACUUUGGAGUUCAGGUCUUCAGCUAUGCUGAAUUAGAGGAAGCCACCGAAAAUUUCAACCCUGCUAAAGAACUCGGUGAUGGAGGCUUUGGCACCGUUUACUAUGGUAAGCUACAUGAUGGUCGUGUAGUUGCUGUGAAGCGCCUUUAUGAAAACAAUUUCAAACGGGUGGAGCAGUUUAUGAAUGAGGUUGAGAUCUUAACACGUCUCGAACACCAGAAUCUUGUGAAGCUGUAUGGAUGCACCUCAAGACGUAGCCGAGAACUCCUCCUUGUCUAUGAAUAUAUUUCUAACGGAACAGUGGCUGACCAUCUCCAUGGAAAACGAAAGGAAUCUGGCUUUCUCAGCUGGCCUGUUAGAUUGAGCAUCGCCAUAGAGACAGCUGAUGCACUAACUUUCCUUCAUCGCAAUGAUGUGAUACACCGUGAUGUCAAAACCAACAAUAUACUCCUGGAUGACGAAUUUUGUGUGAAAGUUGCUGAUUUUGGUCUGUCACGGUUGUUUCCCAAUGAUCAGACCCAUGUGUCAACUGCUCCACAAGGGACGCCUGGCUAUGUUGAUCCCGAGUAUUACCAGUGUUAUCAACUCACUGACAAAAGUGAUGUUUAUAGCUUUGGGGUGGUCUUGAUCGAGCUUAUAUCAUCCUUACAAGCUGUGGACACCAACAGGCACCGGCAUGAUAUAAAUUUGGCUAACUUGGCUAUCAACAAAAUUCAAAAUCAUUUAGUGAAUGAGUUGGUUGACCCUCUACUUGGGUAUGACAAAGACUAUUCUGUGAGGAUAAUGGCAACAGCUGUUGCAGAAUUGGCCUUCCGGUGUUUGCAGCAGGAGAAAGAUAUGAGACCAACCAUGGAAGAAGUACUGGAGGGUUUGAAAGCUAUCCAAAAUGAAGAUCUUGGUGCACAAGAAAAUGGGGUGGCAGAGGCAGUGGUCCUGGAUAUAGGAGCCGAUGAAGUUGGCCUUUUGAGGAAUUUGCCUCCCCCGCUCUCACCAGACUCAGUUGUCACUGAUAAAUUGGUUAGCAGCUCUCCCACAACUAGUUCCUUCUAGCACUUCCAUUCCAUAUCCUUUUACUUUCCUGUCUUAAUUUUGCGAGGUAAUUGAGCUAGUAGUAUUGUAUACUGGCUGUCAAAUUAGGAUCGAGUGGGUUUAAACUUGUCAUUGUUGUUCCAUAUCGACAUGGUUUCUUGUUUUUAUUUGUUGUUCAUACAAGAGAUAUUACUAGCUGAAUUUCUGUGCUGGGCAUGUAUAUAAUGAAUGAAGCUGUUAGCAGUUGGAGUAUCUUGUUUACCAAGC
Fragaria vesca subsp. vesca is the source of this 2791-nucleotide messenger RNA. RefSeq names its product probable serine/threonine-protein kinase At1g18390-like. The record is from RefSeq and is a predicted model, not a curated record. Bases 458 to 2545 code for a protein of 695 amino acids. Gene Ontology annotation, biological process: protein phosphorylation. NCBI's taxonomy places the organism in Eukaryota, Viridiplantae, Streptophyta, Magnoliopsida, Rosales, Rosaceae. Gene Ontology annotation, molecular function: ATP binding; polysaccharide binding; protein kinase activity. The transcript is spliced from 5 exons.